This is a messenger RNA of Formica exsecta, 3660 nucleotides long. RefSeq lists its product as uncharacterized. Lineage: Eukaryota; Metazoa; Arthropoda; Insecta; Hymenoptera; Formicidae. The record is from RefSeq and is a predicted model, not a curated record. The coding region runs from base 112 to 3660 and encodes 1182 amino acids. The transcript is spliced from 2 exons.
CCUUUAAAGUGUGGUGACGAAAAGUAGACGGAGCGCGUCAAGAGCAAGGAGAUCUCGUAGUGUCGGAUAAUUUGUGUAUAGUGCCGAGACUGCGGUUUAUGCGCAUGUGUCAUGGUUAAAUUCAAGAUGCUAUUCGCGCUGUUCUGCGUUCUAUUGAUUGGACAACAUGUACAAGCGGUAGUCAACAAGGCGACCUCGCAAAUACCAUUAACCAAGGAAGAAGAGAAAUCUACCAAGGCCAAAGCCGAUGAUAGAAUAAGUAAUACUUUCGAUUCUCCGUCUGACGACUAUGGGCCACCGUUAGGAUCAAGUUUUAAUGGGCCAGCGCCGAUAUACGGACCUCCGGAGUUAGUCGGCAACCUUGGAUCAACGCCCAUUUAUUCACCACCACCGCCGGAAUUGCCGCCACCUGUAUUUGGACCGCCGGCCGUUUCAUACGGGCCACCACGUAUUAUCAAGCCGCAAUACGGUCCACCGAAACAAAGUUUCGGUUUGGCAAUAUCCUCCUUUGUUUCGAAGCCUACUUACGGCCCGCCAAAGCUCCAUUACGGACCGCCGAAACAACAUUUUACGCCGCCGUCGGCUUCGUUCUCGUCGUUUAUAUCACCGAAACCUCAAUACGGUCUGCCAUUGAAGUUCAUUAGUACAUCGAGCCAGCAAUAUAUAUCGCCGUUACCGGCGAAUCAGCACGGGCCGUCCAAGCCCGGCCACGGACCACCUAUUCCUAUAUCGCUUGAGACUUACGGUCCGCCGCCUCCAAAAUUAGCUAUUCAGUUUAAUCCUCUGCCCAAUGACGAGUACGGUCCACCGCCGCCGCCCGUAUCCGCGCCGCAACCGCAAUACGGUCCGCCGGCUGGUGAUUUAUACGGACCUCCACCACCAGCACCUCCGCCAGGAGUUCCAGCGCCACCCACACCACCUGACAUAAAGUACGAUGGAUGGCAGCCUAUUGCCGGAGUGGCCACCUCCCCUAAUCAAAGUGGUCCACUGACAGAUACAUAUGCUUCUCCCCUCGAAGCAAAGCAUAAUUACAUCGAAAGUUCAUCUUCUUCGGGAUCGCAAUUAUCUCACGCUUCCCUGAGCGUUUCGACGAAUUCAAAUGUGCCUAGCGAUUCUUACGGGAUGCCGUUAAAUAAUCCGGAGGAUCACGAUUUGAAGACGUCUGUGCAUGAAUCCUCGGCUUCCUCGGAGAGCAAUGGAUUACCGCCGCCGCUGUUACCGCAACACGAACCCCUACACAAUAAUCAAGGCCCAGGCGCUACGACUAGUCAAUCCGAUCAUCAGUUCGGUCGGCAACAAUUGAAUUUACAGCACGGAACGCCAAACAUCGAACCUUUAUCCAUCAUAAAAACAGUAGGCUUUGAACUAUUACCCACAACGGGCGCUUUGAAUGCGGAUCUCUCAGGUUUAUCGUUAUCAGGUGGUACUACUUCCGACGUCUCGUCGUUCAAUCAUAUCUCGAAUUCGAUUAAUGCCGAUUCCGCGUCGCUUCACGCGGAGUUGACGUCAAACGAUGACGGAUCUCACACUGCUGCUUUAAGCAAUGGCGGAGAUUCUCACGGAUUUCAGAAUAUAGAGAACGAUCUGUCCUUGCAGCAGCUACCGCAACAGACGCCAUCGAAUGAUUACGGCCCGCCUUUAACAACCGCGACUUUUGGAAAAUCCGCUGACUUUAUAUCAGGGACAUCCUUGCUUUCUCCUCCGCCUUUAGAUUCUUACGGCGCACCACCUCUGUCUUCUUACUCAUUUACUGGACCUUACCCAGCAGCGCAAGGAGGACGAGGUGGACAACUGUUUUCGUCAUUCGGAAUAUUCGGAAGCUCUUUUAACAAACAAAAUCUGCACCAUCAUAGACUUCAUGGUCCAUUUAGGCCACCACCCAUUCUCCCCGGUUCUUUGAUACCACCGCGAAACCGGGAACCGAUCAAAUUCAGAGAACCGAUACCAACAGGGCUUUUAUCAAAUAUUAAUCGAUACUUACCGCCGCCUACAAAACAGCAGUUGCCGAACGUCCACGCGCCGGUAUCUUUUCGCCAUACACAGGGCUCGAACAAUUUAUUCUCUGGCUCUUUCGCAUCAUCUGGCUCGUUUAACGUACAUAAUUUAAAUUCUCCGAUUGCCGCACCGCAUGUUCAAUACGGAACGCCGUUAUCGUUCACUGAUUUCAACACACCAGCGCCUCAUUUAACUUAUGGAGCGCCUAACUUUGGCCCACCGACCUCUUUCAUUUCAACGUCUUCCGGAUUUGGCAGCAAUCUCUACAGCGGAAUUAAUAACGUGCUGACAACGACAUAUGGCACGCCUAUGGUAAACGCACCGUUAUCAAUCGGUGGCGGUCACGAUUGUAAUUCCUUGCAGCCGCUUUUGCCUGUGAACGGAGCGUUACAUUUAAACAAAGGAUUGUCCGUGAGCGGAGAGUUACCUUUAAGCAGUAGUUUAACUUCAAACGGAGAAUCGCAUUUUAACGGAGAUCUGCACUUGAGUGGAGGCUUAUCUUUAGGCAGUAAAGUGCCCUCGGGCGAGAGGCCAGCAUCGUUGGAUGCUGGAUUACCUGCGCAUGGAGGCGUGCAUUCUGGCGGCAACUUGCAACUCGGUUCUGAAAAUGUGGGGAUUUCUGGGGGAAACGUAGAAACCCCCGGUCCAGUUUUUACCAAUUCUCUGUCUACGAGCUUUGCGAACUCCGCGGGAAGCGAUUUAUCUGACAAUAAUCAUCAAAAUCCCAUUUUUACGGGCAAUUUAUUGCCGCUUAUUAAGCCGCUUGAUAAUUUCCUGGGAGGUCCGCCGGUAAAUACACUAGAUUUACAACAUAAUGAACAACAGAAAACAAAUCUCAAGGAUAGUUACGGCAAUCCCGUAGGAUUAACUUUCGAUUCGUCCAACGAAGCGAGUGACACCAGAACUGUUCACGCAUCUACUACGGAUGUUUCGAACGAGCUCCCUGCGCAUCCGUCUAGUCAGUCUCAUAGCUAUUCCGCGGCAACGUUUGAACAUGGCUCGGGAAUAUCGGCUGCAGCGCUGACAGCAAGCUUGACUGCGCAGACCUUCGGCCAGCAAAAGAAUCUCGAAUUAAACGAGGUGGAUGCUAGUCAAUUUUUGAAAUCGAGCGAGGGUAGCGAGGCAUUGUCUCUGGCGCAGCGGCUGACCGCUGACAAUGCCGACGGUUUUGAGAUUCACGGUUCCAAGGGCACGUACAGAUUGCAGAUACAACCAGCAGACGGAGGCUUGGGCACCGAGAACUCGGAUGGCAGCAUCAGACACGAUCAGGUAUUAUCUAAUGGCCUACUUCAAGAUAUAUUGGCCGCUAUAGAACAACCGGAAAAUGGUGCUAUACAACUACAAGGUUCGCCACAAGUUCAGCAAUUGGAAAAAGUUUUCGGUCCUGAUCUGCCGCAAGAAACUGGUAUCAUUAAUGGCCAUUUUAUUACCGUAGAUAGUCAAGGACAAAACAACAGAUUACAAAAUCAAGUCGAGAAAGUUAGCGAGAAAAGAGAAGACGUUAAAUACUCAAAAAAUCAGCCAUCAAUCGCUUUAUUCUAUGAUACUAAAUAUGGAGAAACGAAAAAGGAAAUCAGAUCUGUGUCAAAAAGCGAGAUGCAGACCGCGAAGGCGAAUGAACAAAAUAACAGUCAAACAAAAUCCUCUUUAAUCUCUAAAUCGUAA